Messenger RNA from Scatophagus argus, 4680 nucleotides. RefSeq names its product cytoplasmic phosphatidylinositol transfer protein 1-like. Gene Ontology annotation, molecular function: phosphatidylinositol transfer activity; phosphatidylinositol binding. The transcript is spliced from 8 exons. The record is from RefSeq and is a predicted model, not a curated record. Gene Ontology annotation, biological process: phospholipid transport. Bases 2718 to 3599 code for a protein of 293 amino acids. Lineage: Eukaryota; Metazoa; Chordata; Actinopteri; Scatophagidae. Gene Ontology annotation, cellular component: cytoplasm.
AUGUCAAACGCCACAUAUUCUUUUGAAGAAUUUCAGUUCUUCUAAUAUUUCAUCUUCAUCAGUGUGUCACAAGUCACAACUCAUUAGGCUGAUUAAGCCUUCGAAAGAGAUUUGACAAAGAAAAGAUGAUGUGACAUUUUUCAUUGCAUAGCUGUCACCUACACUCAUCAUUGUUGCAGCCUUUGGUGUUAAGACAAAUAUUAUCCAUUGGUUAAGAUGUCUAACGAUGUGUUCAUGUCAUCAUCUGUAUCCUGUCUUGUUAAACUAAAUAACCGGGUAUAUGUAGUCACAUAAAGGACACGACUCAACUUAUGCAGAUUUCAGAUUCAUAAGGCUUUGCACGCUGCACUAAGCAUUGUUGUCAUGUUCCAGGGAUGAGAAAGAAAAAUAUGAAGUCGCCUUCAUUCAUGAGCCACUUUGUGCAGUCUGGAGUGUGAUCCCCUCAUCGUCACAUUUCCGCAACAUUUUUUCUCCUCACUGCAGACACUCCCACCUUUAAUUGAGGACAGUGAUGAGGUGAAACCAGGUGAAAGCUUGGUUCGGUUGUAGACAAACAGAUAAAUAGAAAUGAUGAGUUGGAGAAGAAUUUUAACUUUAAAGAGCAGCCUGCAGCUUAACAUCACUGAUGCUUUGUCAGACAUUAUACAUCCAGUUUGUUACUGCACGAUUUUUGGUGACACUGUCAGAUGUGUACAUUCAAUUACUGUUCAAUUAUUAUUCAACUGUUAGUGGUGGUGUUGAACUGGACUGCACUGUGAGAAACACCUCUCAGUAUAACGCAGUCUAAAACAACAACACCACUAACUAUGACCUGAUUGAAAAAAAACUUUUAACACCUCUAGGAACAAUAAAAACAAAAACUGAACAUUAUAAUAAAAUAAGAAGAAUAAACUGAAUAAAUAAAUUGACUUUAAGAUAGAACUGUCAUAUUAGAUUGCAUUAGGCUGUAUAAGUGUACCAAAUAAAAGUGGACACUGAGAGUAAUAGGAGUGUACUGUAUAUAAACAACAUCUGCAGACUUUAUAGUCAUACAGACCUCAUAUUUUUCACUGGUUCUCUUGUUCCUGGACAGAAUUUGUCGUGCAUUCAUCAGUGCAUGGCUUUCUUCUACAGCAUUAAUUCAGUUAGCUCAACGCCAGUCAUAUACUGGGCCUGUCAGGGCCAAUCAAUGGAUUCAAUAAAUCCACACUUGGCAGGAGCACAAAUCCAUCAAUUUAGCCAACUCUUAUCAAAAUAACGUAAUUUGAAACUAUUGAUUUCCCAUAGAUCAGACCACAGGUUCAGCUCCAGCACUUAUGGAUUCAGUGCUGUGCUGUUGAUAUGGAAGUGGACCGAGUUGGAACGCGUGGGUAUUUAGGAUCUAAAUCAACAUUUCACAGUUUAGUCCUGCAGGGCUUAAUGAAUUCAAUAACUCAGACAUCCCAUUUUAACUAAUUCAACUCAUUGUGUUGUUUCCUGAACCACAGAACUAUCGCAUUGUGUGACAGAAAACUGACAUCAAACAGUAGUGUCAAGGCUAUGAUGCAUACACGGACAACAGCACAAGAAACAAGAACAGGAGGCAGGGAUUUUCUUUACUGGUAGCUUAACUACAGGAGAUAUUUCAACAAAGUGAUAAAUCAGAAGACAUUAUGACAUGAAAUUGGUCUUUAAAUCUAUUUGGACAUUUUAGGUGCUAACUGAUUGUUUUGUUAUAAGUGGGAGGAGUUUUUGUGCGAGCAAGGUAGGAAGAAUUCAGAUGAAGGACCCAAAUGCAGACAACUGAAACGGAUCUGGUGCAGUUCAGGACAUGACUAAAGUAAGACAAUAAGACAGAGACAAACAGUGAGGCAGAUGGGUAGGGAGGAUGAGGUUCUGUGGUCAGAAGUGACAAGCAAGUGGGCCUUUGGGGAAAUGUGAAGUGUCAUUGACAAACUCAGAAGAGAGGAAGGUUUAGUGCAAUUAUAUAUGUAUAUAUGUGUGUGUGUGUGUGUGUGAGAGAGAGAGACAGUGAGAAUGAGAGUGUGUGGGCAGAGAGAGAUGAGGUCAGUGUAAGUGAUGGAUAAUUUGAGCAGUCACUGUCGGACAUCGUGCUUGCCUCUCUCCACCCACAAACCACCUGUUACUGUGUUAUAGCUGCAGUCUGUGUGCGAAUGUGUGUGUGAGUGUGGCUCUCAUUUAGGGCAGUGUGAGGACAUGUCACCAGUCUGCUGUGUGUGGACAACCCCCCUGGCAGUCCACUGGAGAGAGCCCAGAGGGAACAGUCCAUCUCAGGUCCCAGUGGUCCAUCCACACUCUCAGUAUAAUCUCCACAUUCAGUUACAGCUGCUAGACAAAGAGUAAAAUGGAAAGAGAGUGAUGAUGUGGGUGGUACAAUAAUCAACGCCUGAUUUAAAAGAGAAUUAUCCUGGAAAUUUGGUACAAUUUAAUGACAGCUUUUUGUCCAAUUAUGGUGCUAUUUGUCCUGCUUGUGAAUUUACGCAUUUCUCAGAUCUGUGGCUUGGCAAUUUUCCCUCCUGCUAACCAAGAUUUGGCCCCUGUUGUUCCCCUUCCUCAGUAAUCAUUUGCAUUUUGAUAAGAUGCUCGGCCACUUUGCUGCACCUGUAGCAUUUAGAAUCUCUUUGUGCUGAGUAGUAAUAGCUACUUCUCUAUACUUUCUGCCCUCCCUUCCUUCCCUGCAUCUGUCACGGUGUAAGCUCUGGUGAAACCCCAAGGUGGAGAGUGUAAUCAACUGCCCCAUGGGUCACCAUGGCUGCCUUGCAUGUCCUCCAUUAUGGCUCUACACUGCUGGAUGCGUCUCAUUGCCUCGUCUAGGAGGAGAAGACAAGCUGCCCAGUUGGGCCAGAGCAGUGGUCCCUAAAAUUUUCUAUAUCACAGAGAAGGCUUGGAACUACUACCCGUACACUAUCACAGAGUACACGUGCUCCUUCCUGCCCAAGUUUUCCAUCCACAUAGAGACCAAAUAUGAGGACAACAAAGGGAGCAAUGAUAAUAUCUUUGGCAGCGAGCCCAGAGAUGAGGAAACAGAGGUGUCGUUCGUGGACAUCGCCUAUGAUGAGAUCCCUGAGCGCCACUACAAGGAGUCAGAGGACCUGAGGCAUUUUAAGUCAAAGAAGACUAACAGAGGCCUACUACAGGAAGGAUGGAUCAACAACCAAGACCCCAUCAUGUGCUCUUACAAACUGGUCACAGUGAAGUUUGAAGUCUGGGGACUGCAAACACGAGUGGAGCAAUUUGUACACAAGGUGAUACGAGAUGUCCUGCUUUUAGGACACAGGCAGGCCUUUGCCUGGGUGGAUGAGUGGAUCGACAUGACCAUGGAGGAAGUCAGAGAGUAUGAGCGUACCACACAAGAAGCCACCAACCUGAAGAUUGGCACCUUUCCUCCUGCCAUCUCCAUCUCUGAGACGCCCCUACCAUCCAGCACCCGCAACGGCCCCAACAGCGCCCCAUCCACUCCGCUCUCAACAGAAGCCCCCGAGUUCCUGUCGGUGCCAAAGGAGCGUCCCAGGAAGAAGUCAGCGCCGGAGACCUUGACCCUGCCAGAUCCAGGCCGCAGGGAUUCCAUCUUCAAACUGCCCAGCUUUUUCUCCUGGAACUCCAGUCCACAGCCAGAAUGAGAGCGAGGCUGCGCCGCUGGUGAACGCACUCGACCUGUGGAUCAGUGGAGGAUGUCUGCCCAGCACAUCCCACAGUCCCCCCCACCCCCCACCAACACUCCUACACCUCAGCCUGCUGAAGUGAAGGAGACUUUUCAAAGCCCUGGUGGUCCCAGCUCCUUCAGCAGACUGGUCGGUGUUACAGCAAAGCCAGCAGCUUUCAGGCUUUUAGACCCUAACAGGUACACACAGGCAGCUCGAUGUCCAAAACAAAAAGUCCUGCGAGUUGUGAAGGUAACAACCGAGAGUCUAACAACAGCAGCUGGAGGCUCCUCACUCCUCUCUCCUCAGCCAGCCAGCACCAUGAAUCAGACAGUAUGGAGUCCAAUUGGUCAGAUUGAGUGUAGCAUACAUUCCUGAAAAUGUUUUUAUCCCACAGAGCAUCACCUUACUUUCAUCCAAGCUCAGGGUGUAUUGACAGCAUAUGUUGAGAUUCAGUCACAGCACAUAAACUUUACAUGUACAGAAUUUGCUUUCAUUUCUGCUUUACUUAUAAGCAACACAGUGUCUGGCUUUGUUAACUGAAGUUUUGGUUCGAUGUAUCCAUUUAUGUGGUUGGCACUUUUUGAUAGAUCCUUGUUGGACACUGUAUCAGUUGAGUAUUGGUGUAAGUUGUAAGUUGGUUAUGUAUUCUCAAACUGUAUGAAAAUUAUUGAACUGGUAAAAUGUCAGUACUUCAAAUAGAAUAUAUCCAGCGAUGGAUGCUGCUAAUGAAAUUACUCUUGUGUGUAUUCAAGAGCAGGACUUGAAGUGUUUAUUACAGUGAGUUCUGUCAGCUAUAGUGUCUGUAAAUGACUUCGACAACUGCAUGAUUUUGACACCAGAGGCUGCUUUUAAAUAUCUGUGACUUAAAUGUACUCAACGUUUUCUUUGCUAUGUUGGCUUCAUACUUGAUGUUGUGUUUUAACAGUUUUUACAGACUUUGGUCAGGUGCUUUGCAUGGUGUUUUGCUGAUUUCAUUUCAUUUGGAUUCAUUUUUCAGUCAGACUGUUAAUGGGUUUUGUAUUCAGUAAAUGAAAUUAAAUCUGGUCGUAUCCCUCAA